GCUGUAUGAGGACUUGCGAGUGGCCGUUUGAAGGCUCCGUCGUCAGAUGUAUCAGGAUAAUUUGUCCUCAGCAAAUCAUUACAAUCAUUGAUGGUUCCAGCUCACCAUACAUGGCCGAUAUGAACAAUCCAAGGGAAGAAGAUGAUAAUCUUACGCUGGGAGACAUACAGCCUGGGCUCGAUAUUUGCAACACGCAGCCUCGCGUCAUACUUUCUCGGUUCAAUGAGGACGUCGGUUCCUCGUCGAUCAAUGCGACAAAUCCAAGACGAGAUGAGCAAAGUCUGUCCCCUGAAGCCUCCAGGGCGCCCCUAGAUCACCAAAGAUUGAGUAUCGAAGACGACGAGAUCAGCAUUCAAACCCAAAAUGACAGAGGGUACGCAGCUGCUGAGCGGGCUUUCGAUAAGGGCACAUUUGCGACUUACCAGGAAACUGGGCCCGUCAUAGCAGAGUUGGUCUUCGGACAAAUGGGCACACACUUGCAAGGCAGGGAGCCGGAAUGUGCGACGAAGACAACAUUCGUUAAGUCCAUGGCACUUGAAGUUCUCAAAUCUCUCGAAAAGUACGACGGACGAUCCCAAGGACCAAAAUGGUUACCAGUCAACCACCUAUUCAGAAUUAUUACACGACAGUCCGUUCUUCGAGCAUUGAAGGAAUCUCUUGCCGAAUCGGAGCUUUCCCAGAAAGCACUGGAGAAAUGUGCGGAAGCUGUGUGUCCCCCAGCUGGCUCAGGAAACACCAUCGGGUCACGAAGCAUGUUCGCGAUCCUCACGAUCUUGAACAGAGUUGAAGAAAUUCGGGAGUACAUUAAGCUUGGACUCUCGGACGACAACUUGCCAUUCAUCGCCGGUCCAGAUCAAUUGAGUCAGUUUGGCCAGCUGUUUCCGAAGGGUGCUCAAUUUCAACACUCCCAUGAGUCAUUCGGACACAGUUGGUCAUUCGAAACAUGGGGUGCGUUGAAGGAGUGGCAAAAGAUAAUGCGGUCGCCUUUUUUUGCAAUUGAUCCUGGCGACAGAGAACGUGAUAUUCCUCACUAUGAGUUGGAGCCCGACACAGUUUUGCCCUUUAUCAAAGAGUUUCCGGCCACGUCGUCCACGAUGACCUCUUACAGCAAAGUGCAGCGAGUUCAAAUCCAUAUGCAUCACCAUACCAUGUACAAGGGGUUUAAUGACGAGAACCCGUGCUUUGCCGUCAAAGAACUGCUCCCUGAGCUUGGCAACCAAAACACAAGCCGCGAAAUCAACUUUAGAGAAGAGGUGCGGGCUUUAGCCAAGACCGUGGGUCUUUCGAGCCAUGACCAUGUCAUCAAGCUACUUGCAACUCGGAGGAGAGGGGACAGUUGGAGCAUGCUGUUUCCAUGGGCUAGAAGCAAUCUCAAAGAUUACUGGCUGGAAGAGUCCCCUGAUUCCAAAAUAUCGCCAGAUUUUGUCAAGUGGAUGUCCACACAAUGCCUGGGCCUUGCAGAAGGCCUGAAGAAGAUUCACAAGAGUCCUUCAGGCCAUGCAGAACAGUUUGGCAUUGCAGAAGAGUUUGGUAUUCAUGGAGACAUCAAGCCCGAGAACAUCCUCCUCUUCGACAGCAAAUCGAACGUAUAUGGAACGAUGGUCAUCAGUGACUUCGGAUACACUCGCUUUCAUAGAAGAAACACUCGGUCAAACACCCCUGUAGUGGGCUUUAGUCCAACUCACAGAGCCCCAGAACUUGACCUUGAACAGACCAUCUCCAGAUCGUACGACAUGUGGACAUUUGGUUGCGUGUUUCUGGAGUUCAUCACCUGGUAUCUGGAGGGACCAACCGGAAUCGAGCAUUUCGUGAACCAGCGGAUUCAUGAUGACAAAGGAGCACCUCCAGGCUUUUCCGAAGACAAGUUCUUCAACAUCAGCAAGACAAUUGGCAGACAGAAAAACCCGAAAGUGAAGCGCUCAGUCGAAGAAUGGAUAGCACAUUUGAGAAAGCAGCCACAUUGCGGUGGUUACUUUCAAGACUUCCUGGAUCUGAUAGUCAAGGAACUCUUGCAACCCGAUCCUAGAGAACGAGGAAGGUGUGACAAAGUCGCCGAGCAUCUCAGAGAUUUAGAGCGCAAGUGCAAAUUUGGAACGCUCGAGUACCUCAUGGGCGAUGUCUCUGUGCCCUUGAUGCCUAUAACCUCAUUAGGCAGAAUAUCGUCUCCACGUCAAUCAAAAAGUUACCGACCUCAGCCAAGAUGUCCUUCAGUAAUAAGCUCGCUCUGCGAUAUUACUUGGGGCUCUUAUAGCGACCGUGGGUCAUCGAAGUGGCCACAUCGAUUUAUGAACAACAUCGACGCGAUGCUCUUCAAAGGCAGUUCUUCACGAGAUGGUGGCGAGGAACAUCACCGGCAGCCGAUGGGAAGUCCUCGAAAUGGGCCAGCAAUCCAGCCGACUGAACGAACGCCAUUGUUCCAAUCUGCUCCUAUGGCAAUCUCCUCUAUCCCUUACGUUGACACUUUCUAUCAGGGACCAAGAAGUGAAAGUAGACUGGAUGCGAAUGAUCAGGUAGCCGCUCCGAGAUAUCCCCAUGAACCCUUCCAGCGGGAACAAAUGAUUGCAAGCACCCGCGCACAGAGCAACCACUCCCGUGACUUAACGAAUGGCGGACUGGGUGAUCAAAUCAGUGAUAUUAGAAGUAUUGAGCAUAAGAGACCCGGCUCUUUUCUUUCGGUUUAUACUGAUGGACAUUGGUGUGGAUUGAAGACUGCAAUUCGGUGUUGUUUCGCAUUUUCGGAAGACUCUCAAACAUCCAGAAAUGACUAGACCACGUCUGGGACUUAUCAUUUGUUACUACACUACGGUUUCAUGUGGCGUUUCUAUUCGGCGUUUUGUUCAAAAGGCAUUGUUUUAUUUACUUUAUCGCUGAAAAAGGCCUUAAUGUUUGAUAUCAAAGAGCCUAUUAUCAGUACAAUUAGAGGGAGCAUGUUUGUAUUUGAUGUCACGUUGGUUUAGGCGCAUUAAACUUUAUUUUU
Molecule: messenger RNA, 2977 nt
Organism: Colletotrichum godetiae
Lineage: Eukaryota; Fungi; Ascomycota; Sordariomycetes; Glomerellales; Glomerellaceae
Exons: 4
Coding region: 6-2768 (920 amino acids)
Biological process (GO): peptidyl-serine phosphorylation; peptidyl-threonine phosphorylation
Molecular function (GO): protein serine/threonine kinase activity; ATP binding
Source: RefSeq, a predicted model, not a curated record